AUGAAGUUUGCUUUAUUCGUCUUCGUCAACUUUUUCCUGAUUGUCACAAGUUUCGAAUUUUACGGCCAAGAAAAUUGGCAAAAAUCAUAUCGAGAAUUGUGUGAUCGAGAAGAAUUUGAGACCAGGAAUUUGUAUUGUCUUAAUCAAAUUCUUCUUCCGAAAUUUAUCAAUCGCAGAAUUGAGAUUCUCAGCUGGCAACCUGCUCUGCUCAGAUAUCAUGGAUUUUUUGACGAGCAGAAAGUCGAUCAUUUUUUGAAAAUUAUCAAUAAUAAAACACUUGUUUCUCAGGUUAGUCCACGAUUUUUCUCAGAAACUCUAAAAAUCAAACAUUUUUCAGGGGAUUACGCAAAAUGGUAAAACUAUACGUAAUGCAAAACGAGAAGCCAAUGGAUCUUGGAUAUAUUGGAAAGAUUAUCCAGACCUGAUAACAUCGAAAGAAUAUAUCGAAAAAUAUUUGCCGGAAUUCAACUUCACAGCAGCAGAACCAAUUUCAUCACUUUCAUAUCAUCCUGGCGGACAUUAUUAUCCACAUCAUGAUUAUCUUACUAGAAAAUCUGGUGAAGAUUGGUGGAUGGAUAAUAUGCGAAACCGUUUGGCCACACUAAUAUUCGUCUUUCAAAACGCUGAAUCUGGUGGUGGCACAGUUUUUCCAAAAAUUGGUUUGACUGUUCGCGCUGAACCUGGUGACGCAUUCUUAUGGUUUAGUAUGCGCGGAGAUGAAUCACUUGAAGAUCUUUCAUUACACGGUGGAUGUCCAGUUUAUUCGGGACGGAAAAUUAUUGCAACUAUUUGGAUUCGCGCGGUAAAUCAACCGAUUUUAUCAAAGAUUUUGGAUGGGAACAGAACUAUUUCAGCUGAUCUUAUUAUUUGA
Molecule: messenger RNA, 871 nt
Organism: Caenorhabditis angaria
Lineage: Eukaryota; Metazoa; Nematoda; Chromadorea; Rhabditida; Rhabditidae
Source: the annotation of a GenBank genome assembly